AACCAAACCUCGCUUCCUACUCUGGCCAUCCCUUCAAUUGUAUCUCGAAUUUACGAAAGACCUGUCGGCAAGAAGCAAAGAAAGAGAGGGGAAUCUUCGUAAAUCUGUGGAUAGCAGGGAACAACUAAGCAUUGCGCGCACGUCUGGUGUGUAGACUGGGGGGGCUACUCUGACUGAUACAUGAUUUGUAGCCGCAUUGCACUUUGCACUGCAGGUGAAUUUUCGAACCGAGAAAAAGUUCCGUCCGCUUCCUCUUAGUUUUGAAGGCACUCGAAUUGUCAUUCAUAAGACACGAACCUGUGCCAACGAACGAUACCCCAGCCAUUCAGUAUAUCAGCACGAGCUCUUUAUCCUCCCUCUUCCAGCUGGAAUCAUGUCUCGACGAGAUCCUCGCCCAUCCUCAGAUUUACUUGAAGCUCGAGGUCCCAGUCCAGCUUCUGGUACGACUUCAGGUGCCACUGUAGCUGUGCAGCCUGCCUUAGUCCAACAUCUCGCCGAUGCUACUAAUCUUGGCCCUGACGAUCUUGCGGCCUUACAGUUACAACUUGAAGAAAUGGAACAAUCCCUGAAGGCUCGUGGGACGGAGGAGAAGAAGAAACAAACCUCUCCGAAUUGUUCCACUCGAACAAAGACACAAGCCCAUGAGAAUAAAAGGAAGGCCAACAUUACACGCCAAGUUAGGGAAUCUUAUACUCUUAUAGCCCAAGAUUUCAUAAAGUUUCAAAAUAUUCCGCCAUCAGCUCACGCCAGCAGGAGAUCCCAGUCCGAUGGGUUUAUUCCACCUACCGCCCCUUCACAAUAUCGUCAACGAUCCUGUGGGCUUGAAAAGUUACAACAUGUCCCCGCGGUUCUUCGCUUCAUUGUGAAGACAUUCUUCUUUCUACUCCCUUACAUUAUCUUGAUCUACUUACUUGUACUUGUCCUAUAUUUCACCGUCUUUACCGAUCGAGAAAUAUCUGUCAGUUCCAUAGUUCUGCAAAUGGCCAUCUUCCCAAUUACGACACCCGCCUCCUUCCUGUUAUGUCCGAUUCCGGGCGUGCGUCAAUUGGACGCCCAAGGCUUUUCGCUUUGUCCAGGAUCCAAUAACACUUCCUCAUUUUUCUCGUCUGAUGAAACGACACCCUCCCAGAGUAACGCCGGCAGAAGAGGUGGUGAAUAUGAUCUACCUAAGAUGGAAGACUUCGAGGUCAUGGACCGAUUCGAGAGCCUCAUCUCAACCGCCUUCUGGGAAGAAUCACUCGCACACACACACGGCAUCGAAGCCGUAGCCAAUUACCUCCGCGCCUCGCGCUCGUCAUACCAAUCUCUCUAUAACGCCUGGAGAUGGACUCCUGAUCCAACCCUUCGCGAUCGGCGGGAGAACUUGCUAAAACGCCUGGUGGAAGUAGUGGCCUGUCUGAAUGAUGAGGCCGACGCCCUAAUGGACUUCCUUGGUACGACUCGGAGUACGUGGUUGACUAUUGAAACCACGCUGGGCUUUUUCCGGGUGAAAAUGAAACGCCUCCUUGAAUCGUUACCGUCGUCGUCACCAGAAGGAUGGUGGGCGCAAGCUUGGGACUGGACGAAAGCAAGCGGCAGUAGGUACUGGAGGAGGCAGGCGGAGGGUUUGAAAGCCCAAUAUGUCUAUUACGCCACUAGCAUUAUUGCCGAGAUUGACCGGUUGAUUGCAGACCUCGAUAAGACUAUCGACUUUGCUAGCGUAACGGACGAGUCCGUUGAACAUGUGAGGAGCGACUUACAUAACCUGCAGGCUGAUAGGAAGCAGCAAUGCGAUGCGCAAUGGGAUGCGCAAUCUUGGUGGGUGAAAUACUGGUGGGAGAAAAAGGGAAGUGAGUGGUUGAACGAGGAGAGGAUAGUCAGCAAUUUGGUUGACGGUCAUACGGAUAUGAUUGCCUCGUUGAGUAGGGUGCGAAACAUGCUGAAGAACAAAAGAAAUGACUGGCAAGAAUUCCAGAGAAUCCUCCGACGUGGUGACAUUGAUUUUAGUGUCCUCAGCAAUCGCUCCUCAUCCUCAACAUCUGCCGAUUCUGAAUCUUCUUUCACCUCAAGUGGUAGUAACAGUAAAGGUGAAGCGGCUCAAGGUAAAAAGCGCACCUAUGGCCGAGGGAAUGAGAAGGUCGCGUUCGAGCGACAUUUCAAGCUUGUGGAUAGGGCGUGGCAAGAAUAUAAGCAUAGGUCUAACGCUGAAAUAAGAAGGAAAGGAAGGAGGGCAUGGGAUGAUGAGGAUGAUGAAGUGAGGAGAGAAAUCGAAGGCGGGAAAAGGAUGGGGUAAAGAUUCAGACCAGGAUAGUUAUGUAGGUUGGUGGUUGGAUAGAUGGAUAAGUGGCUGCGUGAAGACAGUGGCUGGAUGGGCGGAUAGUUGAAUGGACAAAUCGCUACAUACAGGGUAGUUCAAGCAGCAAGAGAAGCAGAAGAAAGUACGCAGUCUUCAAUGAAAGUCUUGUUUGG
Molecule: messenger RNA, 2448 nt
Organism: Cadophora gregata
Lineage: Eukaryota; Fungi; Ascomycota; Leotiomycetes; Helotiales; Ploettnerulaceae
Exons: 4
Coding region: 374-2272 (632 amino acids)
Source: RefSeq, a predicted model, not a curated record